Molecule: messenger RNA, 939 nt
Organism: Penicillium griseofulvum
Lineage: Eukaryota; Fungi; Ascomycota; Eurotiomycetes; Eurotiales; Aspergillaceae
Exons: 4
Coding region: 1-939 (312 amino acids)
Cellular component (GO): RAVE complex
Source: RefSeq, a predicted model, not a curated record
AUGGCGACUUGGGCAUACCCCCCACUGCCCGCAGAACAGAUCAAUCGUGAGGCGGACAAUGCGCUGGCCCGAGAGCUAGAGUGGUUAUUGCAUUCCCUGCAGGACUCACUUGCUUCAUUGAAGGAAGGUCUGCAAGAAUGCUCAGCCCUCCUAGCUCCCCAAGAACCGGGGUCAACCUUGGUGCUGUCCUCGCUGCGGUCGGAAAGCGUCAAGGGCUUUGUGACUAGAGUCGGCACUAAGGUCGUGAAGGGUGAUGUACAACUUCGACUUGCAUCGCUCCCGCCUCCUCGGGGUGCCCCCAGCACCCGAUUGAACCUAUCCCAGUCCCCCCAAGCCCCAGAACUGGUACUUCAGCAGCUGGUGUCAGUUCGAGACCUUGUGGCUCAAAGCCUGGAUAUUGUGGACGUGAGCACAUGGACAGGCGAUCCUCUCAAUGCAGGCUUCAUUUUUAGCCAACUACACCUCUUGCUUGAGACAAUCAGCGAGGCGCGACAAAUGUUGAAAGGAGACAGCGAUGAGACGCGAGGCAAGUGGUGGGAUACCAGUGCCACCGAAAAUAUGUUUGACCCUCCGCUUCCUCCGCAUCUUUCAUUCCAUCUCUCUAUCACAGACUCCGCUCUGGUCCUUGUUCUUCGGACUCUAGAGGCUACUGCCCUCAAUCAUGCGCCAACCGCUUUUUCUUCAGAUAUCUCCCUGACUGGGUUCUCUCUACGCGAUCGGAUAUUCGGCUCGCGAGCGCCAACCCACGAUGAGGCUGGUUGCCUUUUUAAAUGGCAGGGAGAAGAAGUACGUGUCAAGGAGAAGGUCCGGGUAGAGAGCCAGGAUCCCAGUCUGAUGGCAGUCAUGGCCAAACUAUCGGCCCUUGAGCAUGAGGUGAUGCGGUGUGUUGCUGCGCUGCGGAUUCUUAUGGGCAAUGAAGACACGGAGAGCGAAGUUUAG